AGGGAUUUUCUGGAUGAGUUGCAUGGAACGAGGCAGCUCGUCUAAACAGCAGCCAUGGGUGUGACAUUGUUUUAUUAGACUGAUGGGCGCCUUUUAUCUACGAUUGUGUUACGUUUUAUUCCAUUCGUUCACGCUGCUUGUUUGACUUUUUAUUUAUUUUUUAUUUUUUGCACUAGCAAGCUGAGAGCGAGGCUAGCUGUCACUUACUAGCCAGAAGCCACAUCAGCUGCUGUUAGCGUUCAGAUACAUUUCGUCAUGGCAGAGGCUAUCAUGAGCAAAGCUGCCACCGUGGAGAUCCCCAUUAACAACAAUGGAGACACUGGGGCACAGCCAGAGGAUGACAGUCUGGAGCAGGAUUUGCAACAGGUGAUGGUGUCGGGGCCCAACCUCAACGAAACCAGCAUCGUGUCGGGAGGUUAUGGCGGUCCAGCGGGGGGCAUCAUUCCAACCAGCACCAUCAAAGGGCCUGCCAUACGUUUCAACCCCGAGUAUUUGGACAGAGGACGUGCCCCCGCGCCUGCACCAGACAUCCGCAUGAAAUCCAGGGCCGCUAGCUUGCCGAGCAGCCAGCAGCUCUCAGCUUCCACGAACCAUAACACCAACAACGCGAUGGAAGAAGUGUCCCGCGGCGUGGCAGUGGAGAAGCUGGAUAGUGUGAAGAAAUGGGGCAUAAACACAUAUAAGUGCACCAAGCAGAUGUUCUCAGAGCGUUUUGGCCGAGGCUCGCGGACGGUCGACUUGGAGCUGGAGGCUCAGAUUGACGUGCUGCGAGACACCAAGAGCAAGUACGAGAACAUCCUCAGACUAGCCACGGCGCUCACCAGCCACUUCCAGAGUAUGGUGCAGACGCAGCAGGCUCUCGGGGAUACGUUCACUGACCUCAGCCAGAAGUCACCGGAGCUGCAGGACGAGUUCGGGUAUAACGCAGAAACCCAAAAGCUAUUGUGCAAGAACGGUGAGUCCCUGCUGGGCGCCGUCAACUUCUUUGUGUCCAGUAUCGACACUCUGGUCAACAAAACCAUGGAGGACACGCUGAUGACCAUCAAGCACUACGAAAACGCAAGGUUGGAGUUUGACGCCUACCGGUCCGACUUGGAAGAGCUGAGUUUGGGCCCGAGGGACAGCGGCGCCAUGGUCCGCAUCGACAUGGCCCAGCACGACUACCAAGUGCACAGGGACAAAUACGAGCGGCUGCGCAGCGACGUCACCAUCAAGCUCAAGUUUUUAGAGGAGAACAAGGUGAAGGUGAUGCACAAGCAGCUGCUCCUCUUCCACAACGCCAUCUCGGCAUACUUCGCCGGCAACCAGCAGCAGCUGGAACAAACUCUGGUGCAGUUCAACGUCAAGUUAAAGCCGCCCGGCGCCGACAAGCCGUCCUGGCUGGAGGAACCGUGACAGGAAGUACAUGUUUAUGGCGGGAUCAGUAGAGAAUAUUGAAAUGGGAAAAGUUUGCCUCUCUUUUUGUUUUUUUAAAUUCUCAUGUGUUUCAAGUUUUAUUUAUAUCUUUUUUAGCUAAGCCACAUAGUAUCCUUUGAUAGUCCAUUCAUUUCCAUGUAUAUCACAAUAUCUAAAGUAUAAACCUUUAUAGUAGAGAUGGCUGUUGGGUACCUUAUUGUGUCUUUUUGUUAUCUUUUGAUAUUUUUUAGUACAGUACGCGAGUUUGUCAGCGAACCGUAUCAUGUUUUAUGUUACCGAUUGCACACGAUUAGGGCUCGAGCAAAUGCAGUGCAAAGGCCUUCUUGAAAGUGCUUCGCUUCGUCGUCAUUAUGAUUCUCAGGCCCAACAAAAUGUUCAUUUCAUCUCAAGAACCCUGCGAAGUCUGCCAUUUUGAAGUUAGAAGAGGCGCUUCCUUCCAAAACAAACUUGUAGAGAUUUUGUGUGAUUGUGACCGAAUUUGAACCAGGUCUACUUGACAGAUGAACGACACUAAAUUGUGAGACAUUUGAGUUUUCACCUUUGCGUGUGGGCAGAGCACGGCGACGACGUUUGAUGAGUCACCUGAAAUCACAGAACUCUGAAUGACUCAACUCUGCAUGGUCACAAGCGUCUUAACGUCACGCCCUGAAGAGAUUCACAGGUAGAAAUGUAUACAUGCAAUAACUCUGCUUUAAUUUGCUUGUUUUGUGUUAUAGCUGCCUCAAUUGUCAUUUUACACUGAUGAGACGAAUACGGAUAUAUUCUGUGUAUUAUAGUCAAUCUCUCUUGCCGAGUGUGCAAUCUUUAAUUAAUUUCAACUGUUGCUUUGGGUACCCGCUGAGCUAUUUCUGCAUUGUUACAACCGGACUGUUUACAGGCUGUUGACAAUGAAUUUAACGGCCAAAUCAUCAAAUGGUACGAUUGAAAGUAUUCAUUGGUCAGUAUUUAUGUUUUCAAAAGAGUCCAUCUUUUUAUAUUUUAUUUUGAUUUUGCUGUGUUUUCUCCUAUUUAUCAAAUCUAUAAGAGUAUUUUAUUUUCACAUCUUUGUCCUUGUUGUGGUGCACUCGCAAAUAAAAGUCUGCUGGAUGUUUUUGUUCCAUUCAAAUGAGCAGUUCGAAGCAAACGCGCGUGUGUGUGGGGGGGGGAAAAACUUCACUGGCAAGUAUCACAUCACCUUUUAAUAUGAAGUAGAUGUCCGUUUAUUAUGUACACAGGUAAAAUCACUUUUACACUACACUUGUAUUUAAUACGUAUAUGCUGUAUAGUUGACUUUCUAAGAGAGUUUCUUUUGUCGAUGUUCUUUGCUGUAGCCAUUUUAUUGACCUCCUAAAAGUCAUUUUCUCGACCUUUACCUUCAUGCUAGCUUACCAUGUUGCUGUGCCUUAGCUCAGG
Phycodurus eques (leafy seadragon) is the source of this 2808-nucleotide messenger RNA. Its product is annotated as arfaptin-2-like. Gene Ontology annotation, molecular function: protein domain specific binding; phospholipid binding. The transcript is spliced from 10 exons. NCBI's taxonomy places the organism in Eukaryota, Metazoa, Chordata, Actinopteri, Syngnathiformes, Syngnathidae. The coding region runs from base 256 to 1395 and encodes 379 amino acids. The record is from RefSeq and is a predicted model, not a curated record. Gene Ontology annotation, biological process: intracellular protein transport; regulation of Arp2/3 complex-mediated actin nucleation. Gene Ontology annotation, cellular component: trans-Golgi network membrane.